Molecule: messenger RNA, 423 nt
Organism: Candidula unifasciata
Lineage: Eukaryota; Metazoa; Mollusca; Gastropoda; Stylommatophora; Geomitridae
Source: the annotation of a GenBank genome assembly
AUGCGUCAGGCCGGAGAAGUUACUUAUGCUGAUGCUCACAAGAAACAUAAGAAUGAAGGGGUCAUUGAGUUUGCAACAGCCUCUGAUUUGAGGAAUGCCAUAGAGAAAUUAGACGGAACUGAAAUAAACGGCCGCAAAAUCCGACUGAUAGAGGAUAAACCAAGAAGACACAGCCGCUCAAGAAGCCGAUCCAGAUCCAGAAGUCACAGACGCAGUCGAUCUCGCAGCGCCAGUAUUUCCAGAAGCCGAAGCCAUAGCCGAUCUCGUAGUGAAAGCAAGGACAAAAAAUCAAAAUCAAAAAGUCGCAGUCGAUCAGCAAGUCCAGUCAUAAAGUCAGAAUCACAUUCACGCUCCCAUUCUCGAUCCAGGUCAAGAUCGGAGGACAGAGAAAAUGGCAAUCCAGAUGGUCGCGAUGAUGAAUAA